AUGGCGCUAUUGAAUGAAGUAGCAAUAUGACCUUACAAGGGAAUUAUAUUGCUCGUGUGUAUGACUACAUAGCUACCAACCCCCGUACAUAGAACGUGGGAUACUUUACCCUAUGAGGAAGGGAAACAUAAUGUCACAAAACCGCAUGUCCGUGUACGCUCGAUCGCUAUACACGCCCACCCGGGCAACGCACUCCCCUAUGCGCGCGCCUCCUGGGUAUAAAUAUCGGCGCGGGGAGCACGUUCCCCACGAAACUGUGUGGACACGCACUGCAACAGGAUAGCGAGCUACAGCUGUGGAAAUAUUCUGGCAAUGCGAAGCAUCAUCCUUUCAGGAUUUCUACUGCUGUUAGCAGUGUGUGCUGCAAAGGAUAUCCUUCUGCAUGCAGAAACAGUGAGUGACUUUGAGACAGUCUUCCCCGAAGUUAUUCAAGGGAGUCGACAUGUACGAAGUGCGAACACAGAAGAGGCCGAUAAAGAAAUGAUUGUCAGAAUCAAGAAAGAAAAUGAGAACCUUACCCUUCACUUAUUACUGAAUGAUAAAUUGGCUCCAAACUUCACCUCAAUUUCAUACGAUGAAGAUGGAAAUGAAAUCAUCACUACUGGUAAGGCCAACUGUUACUACCAAGGAAAAGUGGAGGAACAUCCGAAAUGGGUUGUCGUUAUGAAUACCUGUGGUGGACUCAAGGGUUUCUUUGGGGACAUGAACAACAAAUCCGAGUAUUUCCGCCUUGCACCUGUAUCAAAAUCAGCCACCACACUGGAUGAGCCACACAAGCUGAUAGCUGAAACCCAAACCGAAGAAGACAGCGGAACUUGUGGCACCGAAGACCACAGUGAUUCUGACACAAUCGCCGACCAUUUGGAGAGUCUCGCGAGCGACAUUGAGAGGGUUCGUCGCCAGUCACCCACAGGAGACUAUAUUGUAGAGAUGGCAAUAAUCAAUGAUAACAGACAAUACAAUUAUCAUGGAAGAAAUCUUUCCGCUACGGUUCAGAAUGCACUUGAUGUGGUCAAUGCAGCUGACCUGCUCUACAGACGACUGCGUGUUCGAGUUGUUGUUGUUCAUGUCAUCACGUGGACAAGUGGUGACAGGAUCAGUAUAGUUGCAGACCCACAAACUCUACUGGACAGAAUGAGAAGCUUCAAGAGAUCGGUUUCCCAGCCUCAUGAUGCCAUGAUGCUUAUAACUGGUCAAGAUCUGUCCGGGAGCACAGUUGGAAUUGCCUACCUCAACACAAUGUGUGGCAGUGCAUCAGUAGGAGUUGUGCAGGACGCUAGACGCUCUACCAGCUCGGCUGCCAGCACUUUUGCCCACGAACUGGGUCACGUACUUAACCUCCAACACGACACCAGUGGGUGCAGUUGCAGUGAUCGCUCUGGUAGGUGUGUGAUGGCCGCAGUUUCAGGGUUUCCGGCUCCUGAGCUGUGGAGUUCCUGUAGUACAAGUCAGCUCCGUUCGUCCCUCACAAGAGCCUCAAACAACCUCGGACGAUGUCUGGAGAACGAGCCACUUACAACCAUCGGCGACCCUGUCUGUGGGAAUGGCAUCCGGGAAGGAGAUGAAGUUUGUGAUUGCGGAAGUCCCCAGGAAUGUGACGAUCCUUGCUGCAAUCCCAGAACUUGUCGCCCGAGGGAUGGGGCCCAGUGCACCAAAGGAGAAUGCUGCAGUAGCACUUGCCAGUACAAGGCAUAUGGCACAAGGUGUCGCAGCUCCAGCGGACAGUGUGACAUUGAAGAGUACUGCAGUGGAGAGUCUUCAGAGUGCCCGGUAGAUGUCUACCGACAGGAUGGAACAACAUGCAACAGCAACCAGGCUUACUGCUUCUCUGGAGUGUGUCAAACUUACGAUGAUCAAUGCCAGUACCACUUUGGCACAGACAUGGGUGUCAGUCAGUGCUACACAUCCUACAAUCCCCAAGGGAGCGUUUUUGGCAACUGCGGUCACACGACAACGGACUACAUCCCUUGUUCGCAGAGUGAUGCCAUGUGUGGACAGCUUUUCUGCGAUCCUGGGAACUACCAGCAAAGAGUUAGCGGAGUUCGAGUCACAAUUGUGACAGUGGGUGUCUUUGCAAAUGGACAGCGGAGGGAUUGCCAGGGAUUUACUACUCAACCUGGUACCGAUAUGCUCAGCCCUGGCCUUGUUAAAGAUGGCACCAAGUGCAGGGAUGGCCAGUUGUGCUACAAUCAAAGAUGCACACAAGUUUCAGCUAUUCCAGGGAUAAGAGCCUGUCCACAGGCAAAUGGGAGGGUCUGCUCAGGAAGAGGGGUGUGUAAUAAUCGCGGGCAGUGCAGUUGCAACGUUGGAUUCAUUGGAUCAGCCUGUCAGACUUCAUCAGGUGGACCUUCCGUCAAUGAAUGUGAGAAUGGCCAGCACAACUGUGACCAAGGAUGUGUGGACACUGAAGAGUCUUUCUUCUGCACAUGUAACAGUGGAUUCACUCUAGCGAGCGAUGGACGCACUUGUAACAUUGACUGUGGUGGUAGCCUUACAACAGCCAGUGGAAGCUUCUCCUCCCCUGGAUAUCCUAACAGCUACCCAGCUGAAGGGGUUCAGUGUGAGUGGACCAUUGAAAUACCAAACACAAGGGGCACAGUUGAGUUCACUAUUGACGAUUCGGUUUUUGGGAUUAACGGAAACCCAAAUGGAAAUCCUCCAUGUGCCACUGACCACAUCGAAUUCUUUGACGGAACCAGCAGCAAUUCAGCAUCUCUUGAAAAGAUUUGUGGUCUCGCUACAUUUUACCCUCAAGGACUACAGCCCAUUGUUACUUCUUCUUCAAGGGCUAAAGUAGUGUUCACUGGAAGUAAUCUAGCACGCCCUGCAAGCCGUGUGGGUGUGAGAGUGACCUACAGAACAGUGUCUUCACAACAAAAUGAGUGCCAGGUGAACAAUGGAGGCUGUGCCCAUAUCUGUAGAGAUACAGCCCAAUCGUUUGAGUGCAGUUGCAGGGCAGGAUACAUUCUUGGCUCAGACAGACGGUCUUGCACAGACGUGAAUGAAUGCAGUUCGAACAAUGGAGGUUGUGAGCACAACUGCCAAAACACUCAGGGUAGCUUCAGAUGCACAUGCAACAGUGGAUUCACACUUAACAGUGAUCAGAGACGUUGCACAGGUCAGUGGACGCACGCACGCACUCUAGCCUUAAGAACAUACAUUGAAAGAAGUCAUUUAAUUGUAGAUAUCGAUGAGUGCACAAGAGGUACAGACAACUGUGCCCAGCGGUGCACAAACACGCCUGGAUCAUUCACAUGUUCAUGCAAUGCUGGAUACAGGCUGGCAAGCAAUAGACUAUCUUGCAACGAUAUUAACGAGUGCUCUGAGAGUUCUGACAACUGCGCUCAACGGUGCACCAACACUAUUGGGUCCUUCACCUGUUCAUGCAAUGCUGGUUACACUCUGUCAAGUGACAGAAGAACAUGCAAUGAUAUCAAUGAAUGUACGGCUGGGUCACACAACUGCGAACAGAGAUGCACGAACACUGCUGGCUCCUUCACAUGCUCCUGUAACUCUGGUUUCACACUGGCGGUAGAUGGAAGGUCCUGCAUCGAGGAUUCCACUGAGCCCCUUUGCGGAGGCCGGCUUACAGCUUCAAGUGGCAGCUUCCAGACCCCAGGAUGGCCUACUAGCUACCCAAACGACAACUUCCAAUGUGAAUGGAUCAUCGACAUCCCCAACAAUAGAGCCAGUAUUGAAUUCAGAAUUGACACAUCGGCUUUCGGGAUCAACGGAAGGUCUCCUUGUGCCACUGACAAUAUCCAGUUCUUUGAUGGAACUGGGAAUGGUGGCAACUCCUUGGAAAAGAUCUGUGGUCUCAUGAGUUUCAAUGGCUUUACUGACCUGAUCACCACUACCGGAUCUGAAGCUAGAGUCGUUUUCAUGGGUACUACCAAUUAUCGUUCAGCCAGUAGAGUUGGGGUGAAAGUUGACUACAGAACGAUAUCUGCACCAACAACACCAUCAGUGAACGAAUGUCUUCAGAACAAUGGAGGAUGUAGCCAGAUCUGUACUGAUACUGUAGACUCCUUCAGAUGCAGCUGUAAUAGCGGCUAUACUCUUGCAUCAGAUGGAUCAACCUGUGCUGAUGUUAACGAGUGUGCUACAAACAAUGGAGGGUGUCAGCAGAACUGCUUCAACUUCUUGGGGUCAUUCACUUGCUGGUGUAACAGAGGAUACCGCUUGGAUAGAGACAGAAGAACCUGCAAUGAUGUGAAUGAGUGCUUGGAAGGACUGGACAACUGUGACCAGGUCUGCGUCAACACUCGUGGUUCCUACACUUGUUCUUGCAACAAUGGAUUCACACUGGAUGCCAACCAGCGGACAUGCAAUGAAGACGCAACUCAACCUCCAGAAGGUUCCUGUGGAGGCCGACUCACUGCUUUUAGUGGAAGCUUCCAGUCACCAGGGUGGCCCACCGCCUACCCUCAGAAUAACUUCCAAUGCGAAUGGAUCAUUGAUCUUCCUGAUGACAAUGCUGUGAUUGAAUUCAGAACAGAUGAGUCGGCUUAUGGCAUCAACGGACGACUGCCAUGUACCAGAGACUUCAUUGAAUUCUUCGAUGGAGCGGACAGCUCAUCCAGGAGCCUCCACAAAACCUGUCAGUACUUUGUACCACCUGUCAUCAGAACAUCCUCCUCGAGAGCUAGAGUUGUGUUUGCCGGUACUGUCAACAGUAAUCGUCCUGCCGGGAGGGUCGGAGUGAGGGUCACUUACCAGACAAUCUCCUCUCCAAGACAAGCACCUGCAGCACCUACUGAUUCAACAAUUACAACAGUCAAUCUUAGAGAGCCAAUCACCAAUUUCUCUUCUAUAGGCAAUCUGUGUGGAGGUGAACUGACUGGAGCCAGUGGCAGCUUCCAGACAGAUGGAUGGCCAAAUUCUUAUAGACAAGAGAACUUUCAGUGUGAAUGGAUCAUUCGACUACCAAACAGUGGUGCCAGGAUAGAGUUCACCAUCGACAAUUCAGCAUUUGGUAUCAACGGACGUCCUCCAUGCACUUCAGACCACAUUGAGUUCUUUGAUGGGACCAACAGCAAUGCAAACUCGCUCCAAAAGAUCUGUGGCUUUGAAAGAUUAUACAAUGGACAACUUCCCCAUGUCACCACCACCUCUUCAACGGCAAAAGUAGUGUUCACUGGAACUGAAAUAUCCAGUCGCCCAGCAAGUCGAGUAGGAGUUAGAGUGACUUAUCAUACAGUUUAA
This is a messenger RNA of Geodia barretti, 5205 nucleotides long. The record is from the annotation of a GenBank genome assembly. Lineage: Eukaryota; Metazoa; Porifera; Demospongiae; Tetractinellida; Geodiidae.